Molecule: messenger RNA, 6115 nt
Organism: Oncorhynchus mykiss (rainbow trout)
Lineage: Eukaryota; Metazoa; Chordata; Actinopteri; Salmoniformes; Salmonidae
Source: RefSeq, a predicted model, not a curated record
UAGAGAGAGAGAGAGAGAGCGCAGUAGGUUAGUGGUAGAGAGAGAGAGAGAGAGCUGUGAAACUAUGUCGUGAGGGAAAAAGAGAGCGCAGUAGGUUAGUGGUAGAGAGAGAGAGAGAGAGAGCUGUGCAACUAUGUCGUGAGAGAAAAAAGAGAGCGCAGUAGGUUAGUGGUAGAGAGAGAGAGAGAGCUGUGAAACUAUGUCGUGAGGGAAAAAGAGAGCGCAGUAGGUUAGUGGUAGAGAAAGAGAGAGAGAGAGACAGAGAGAGAGCGCAGUAGGUUAGUGGUAGAGAGAGAGAGAGAGCUGUGAAACUAUGUCGUGAGGGAAAAAGAGAGCGCAGUAGGUUAGUGGUAGAGAGAGAGAGAGAGAGAGCUGUGAAACUAUGUCGUGAGAGAAAAAAGAGAGCGCAGUAGGUUAGUGGUAGAGAGAGAGAGAGAGCUGUGAAACUAUGUCGUGAGAGAAAAAAGAGAGCGCAGUAGGUUAGUGGUAGGUAAACUCUUUGCUUUACUCUUCGCUAAAUCGUCCGGUAGUUUCCAUGUCCUCUACUUCUUACAACUUGAAAACUCUGCUGGUUGGCUGACUGCUCCUACAGCACCGGAUCAGAGCGCAGCCGUAAUGCCGCCCUGUGUCCCCUCUCUCCCCAACAGGGACAGCGACACGACCCUCCGACUCACCCUGGAGGACCGAACUCUUCCCCGGGCACAGUGCUGUUAGGAGCGGCGCCGGGCUGGAAGAAGAAGGGACUCAGAGUGUCGGAGCUCGGCUAUAGCCUUUUUGUCUGGGACUGGGACUGCACCGGGACAGACAGACAGACGUUCCGCCAUGAGACAUUAGCGGCUACCGCCUGACACACACAGCACACAGCCAAGUCGGACAUCCAGUCUUCACAAUGAGCCGUUAAAUUCCUGCUCUCGUCUCCGGAGUGGAGGAGAAGAGGAGGCAGCGAAGAGUUUCAUUCAUCUCUCUUCGUGUGUGUGUGUGUGUGUGUGUGUGUGAGCUGGACCGCGUUCCAGCCGUGGUGGACGUUAAGAUGCGGUGGAUAACGCUGUUAGUAGUGGGUCUAACGGUCUGGACUACUCUGUCUCACUGCUUCGACUAUGAAGAACCCAGUUUUGACUAUUACAACGAAGGAGACAAGACGGAAAAUAUAGACUACAAAGACCCGUGUAAAGCCGUUGCGUUUUGGGGAGACAUUGCGUUGGACGAGGAGGAUCUGCGGAUGUUUCAGAUCGACAGGACAAUAGACGUGACACAACACACACACACUCCCUCACACACUCCCUCACACACUCACACACACUCUCACACACACACUCACACACACUCCAGACAAGGACAAACGACUGACUAUAGGCCUAUGAACUCCAGUCAAGAACCAGCCUCCGGUCCCAGGACCCAGACUGGGAAAACAGCUGCUGGAAGGACUGGGAAGGCUGGGAAAGCCGUAAAGAGUGGGAAUACUGUGAAGUUGGCUAGAUUCGGGAAAACAGAGAAUGCCUGGAGCGAUGUUGUGAAGAAUCGUGUUCCUAGAGCAGCAACCUCCCGAGCUGAGAGGAUCUGGCCAGGGGGAGUCAUACCUUACAUCAUAGGAGGAAACUUCACCGGCAGUCAAAGAGCGAUGUUCAAGCAGGCGAUGCGUCACUGGGAGAAACUGACCUGCGUGACCUUCAUAGAGAAGACUGAAGAAGAGAGUUACAUCGUCUUCACGUACAGACCCUGUGGCUGUUGCUCCUACGUGGGUCGUCGUGGUAAUGGUCCUCAGGCGAUAUCGAUAGGGAAGAACUGUGAUAAGUUUGGCAUCGUGGUUCAUGAGUUGGGUCACGUGAUCGGGUUCUGGCAUGAACACACCCGGCCCGACCGAGACGAUCACGUCACCAUCAUCAGAGACAACAUACAACCAGGUCAGGAGUAUAACUUCUUGAAGAUGGAACCAGGAGAGGUGAACUCGCUGGGAGAGCCUUAUGACUUCGACAGCAUCAUGCAUUAUGCUAGGAACACCUUCUCACGAGGUAUGUUUCUAGACACCAUUCUCCCAUCUAGAGAUGAGAAUGGGAUCCGUCCUGCCAUUGGACAGAGGACCCGACUCAGUAAAGGAGACAUCUCUCAGGCCAGGAAGCUCUACAGAUGCCCCGCGUGCGGGGAGACCCUACAGGAGUCGACAGGUAACUUCUCAUCGCCCGGUUACCCCAACGGUUAUCCCUCGUACACACACUGUGUCUGGAGGGUCUCUGUCACCCCGGGAGAGAAGAUUGUUCUAAACUUUACCACUAUGGACCUGUAUAAGAGCUCUCUCUGUUGGUAUGACUACAUAGAAGUUAGAGAUGGAUACUGGAGGAAGGCCCCACUGCUAGGUAGGUUCUGUGGGGAUCAGGUUCCUGAGGGUCUGGUGUCGGCAGAGAGUCGGAUGUGGAUUGAGUUCCGAAGCAGCAGUAACUGGGUGGGAAAGGGAUUCACAGCUGUUUAUGAAGCUGUCUGUGGAGGAGAGAUCUUGAAGGAUCAGGGCCAGAUUCAGUCCCCUAACUAUCCUGAUGACUACCGUCCAUCUAAAGACUGUGUUUGGAGGAUCACCGUCUCAGAGGGGUACAACGUAGGACUCAGCUUCCAGGCCUUUGAGAUUGAGAGACAUGACAGCUGUGCCUACGACUACCUGGAGGUGCGUGACGGCCCGGCCGAAUCCAGCCCUCUGAUUGGUCGAUUCUGCGGGUACGACAGACCAGAGGACGUCCGCUCCACCUCACACAGCCUCUGGAUGAAGUUCGUCUCCGACGGAACCGUCAACAAGGCCGGCUUCGCUGCCAACUUCUUCAAAGAGGAGGAUGAGUGUUCUAAGCCAGAUAACGGAGGCUGUGAACAGAGGUGUGUCAAUACGCUGGGAAGCUUCAAGUGUGCCUGCGACCCCGGGUACGAGCUGGCCCUGGACAAAAAGAGCUGCGAAGCUGCAUGUGGAGGUCUUCUGUCUAAGCUAAACGGAACCAUCUCCACUCCCGGCUGGCCCAAGGAGUACCCCCCUAAUAAGAACUGUGUGUGGCAGGUAGUUGCUCCAACCCAGUACAGAAUAUCAAUGCAGUUUGAAUCCUUCGAGCUGGAGGGCAACGAGGUGUGUAAGUAUGACUUUGUGGAGGUGCGUAGCGGCCUAUCGUCAGACAGUAAGCUGCACGGAAAAUACUGCGGUACGGAGGUUCCCGAGGUCAUCACAUCACAGUACAACAACAUGAGAAUAGAGUUCAAGUCUGACAACACCGUGUCCAAGAAGGGCUUCAAGGCUCACUUCUUCUCUGACAGGCCUGCGUUGUGUCACGAACGCGUGUUUGUGUUUGAGUCGUGUCACGACGCCAAGCGACCUCGACCCCGUAACAAUGACAAUGCGCCGGCGACCUCAGGCAGGGUCAGAGAUAAGGAUGAAUGCAGUAAGGAUAAUGGCGGCUGCCAACAUGACUGUAUAAACACAGUGGGAUCGUACGUAUGCCAGUGUCGACACGGAUUCAUACUACAUGAGAACAAACAUGACUGUAAAGAAGCUGAGUGUAAGCAUAAGGUCCACAGCCCCAGCGGGACCAUGAACAGCCCCAACUGGCCUGAUAAAUAUCCCAGUAGGAAGGAAUGUACCUGGGACAUCACCACUACACCUGGACACAGAGUCAGACUGUCAUUUAAUGAAUUUGAGAUCGAGCAGCAUCAGGAGUGUGCAUAUGAUCACCUGGAGGCCUUUGACGGGGAGGGUGACUCAGCGGCCAUCUUGGGUCGGCUGUGUGGCAGUAAGAUUCCGGAACCGCUGGUCUCCACGGGUAACAAGAUGUACCUGCGUUUCAUCUCUGACGCCUCGGUUCAGAGGAAAGGAUUCCAGGCCACACACUCCACUGAGUGUGGAGGGAGGUUGAAGGCAGAGACUCGUCAGAAGAACCUCUACUCACACUCCCAGUUUGGAGAUAACAACUACCCCGGCCAUACGGACUGUGAGUGGUUGGUGACGUCAGAGGAGGGUUACGGAAUAGAGUUGACCUUUACGACCUUCGAGGUGGAGGAGGAGGCGGACUGUGGUUAUGACUACAUAGAGCUGUACGAUGGUUAUGACUCUAACUCACACAGACUGGGACGGUUCUGUGGUUCUGGGGUAAGGAUGGGUAUCACAUACAUAAUGACUCUAACUCACACAGACUGGGACGGUUCUGUGGUUCUGGGCCCAGAGAGGAGAUCUACUCUGCGGGUGACGCGGUGUUGAUCCGUUUCCAUAGCGACGACACCAUCAGUAAGAAGGGGUUCCACAUCCGCUACACCAGCACCCAGUUCCAGCAGAACCUUCACACCAGGAAGUGAUGUCACAACACCACGACCCCUAGCCUCACUGUGCCGACAAGACAACCACAGGCCCCUUUUCUCCUCUGACUGACAGGCGCCAAACACACACACACACACACACACACUGUUUUGAGGAGAGGAGUGAGUGUGGGUGAGAACCAGAGGAGAGAGGGGGAGGACUGAUCAGUCCGUCUCUUAACAGGGGAGCUUCUAGAACUCUGAGGACUACAUGUGAAGAGAGACUGGAUCACAGCUUCACACUGUAACAGGAUUAAUGGAACUGCAACGGGAACUGGAUUAAAUACUGAAACUGGAUUAAAUACUGAAACUGGAUUAAAUACUGAAACUGGAUUAAAUUCUGAAACUGGAUUAAAUACUGAAACUGGAUUAAAUACUGAAACUGGAUUAAAUACUGAAACUGGAUUAAAUUCUGAAACUGGAUUAAAUACUGAAACUGGAUUAAAUUCUGAAACUGGAUUAAAUACUGAAACUGGAUUAAAUUCUGAAACUGGAUUAAAUACUGAAACUGGAUUAAAUACUGAAACUGGAUUAAAUUCUGAAACUGGAUUAAAUACUGAAACUGGAUUAAAUACUGAAACUGGAUUAAAUACUCAAACUGGAUUAAAUACUGAAACUGGAGUGUGAACAGGAACUGGAUUUAAUACUGUAACUGGAGUGACUAACUAACUGACUGGCUGUUUGGCUGAAUGAGUCACUGACUAUUUGACUGAGUGACUGGCUGACUAUUUUACUGGCUAACUGACUGACUGUCUGAUUGGCUGGUUGACUGAUUGACUGGCUGACUGACUGUCUGAUUGGCUGGUUGACUGAUUUACUGGCUGUUUGGCAGGCUGACUGACUGACUGGCUAACUGAUUCACUGAUGGACUGGCUGACUGACUGAUUGGCUGACUGAUUCACUGAUGGACUGGCUGACUGACUGAUUGGCUGACUGAUUCACUGAUGGAUUGACUGACUGUCUGAUUGGCUGGUUGACUGAUUGACUGGCUGACUGACUGUCUGAUUGGCUGGUUGACUGAUUGACUGACUGGCUAACUGAUUCACUGAUGGACUGACUGACUGACUGAGAGAAGCAUGAGGUAACGCUGAGGCAACAUUAUACAAACUGAGAGACAACAUCCUGAUAACUUUCUGACAACUUCCUGUUCAGACAAUGUUCAGACAACGUUUCAGACAAAUCUCAUACAAACCGAGAGACGACGUUCAGACAACGGCCAGACAACUUACGGUGCUGACAAAGUUCUGACCAUUUUUGAGGUUUGACAAAGUCCUGACAAUGUUCUGUUUAGAAAACAUUCUGACAACGUUCAGACAAACUUUAUACAAACUGAGAGACAAUGUCUUUCUGACAACGUUCUGACAACGUUCUUCUGAAAACGUCCUGACAACGUUGGGUUUUGACAGCACUUAUAUUGCCUUAGAACCAAAUGUACGUUCUUGAGUCUCUCUAACAUUAGUUGUUAUUUGUUUGUUUGUUUUGAAUAAUUUGAUUUGACAAUGAGUUUGCAGAACUUGAAAGAUGUAUUGUUAAAUAAGACAAAAGAGGAAACUGGUCAGGUGUGUGUGUGUGUGUGUGUGUGUGUGUGUGUGUGUGUGUGUGUGUGUGUAAAGAGUCGUCUCAUGUAUUGUAUGUGCCAAGCUCCUGGUGAUUCUGUCCCUCUGUAGGAUCUGUCUAGACCUCUCUCCUCCAUGUUUGUAGUUCUGUUCUAUCAUAUCUCCUCCAUGUUUGUAGUUCUAAGGAACAAAAAUGGCUUCCUCUCUAUGCUGAGUCAUUAAAACUACACACAGGUAAAAGAUAA